AUGGGAAGACCUGAUAAAUUUCAGAUAGAUGGCAAGUUAAUAAAAGCUCAAGUAUGGGACACGGCCGGUCAGGAGAGGUAUCGUGCAAUCACUUCAGCCUAUUAUAGAGGAGCGGUCGGAGCACUUCUCGUAUAUGACAUAUCAAAGAUGCAGACGUUGGAGUCAUGUGAGCGAUGGCUCCGAGAACUGCGUGAAUUCUCGAACGAGAAUGUCUCAGUGAUGUUGGUCGGCAACAAGCUCGAUCUACGACAUUUCCGAGCCGUCCCCACCGAUGUUGCAUUAAAAUUUGCUGAGAAAAAUCACCUCGCAUUCAUAGAAACUUCGGCUUUGGACAGCACAAACGUUAACGAAGCUUUCACGGAAGUUCUCACUCACAUCUACAAGAAUGUUUCUAGACGUCAUACUAAUGUGAACUAUGAUUCAUCAAAGGUUGACAUCACAGCUGGUUCCAAACAGACGAGAAGAUGCUGCUAUAAAUAA
Messenger RNA from Cooperia oncophora, 480 nucleotides. The record is from the annotation of a GenBank genome assembly. Lineage: Eukaryota; Metazoa; Nematoda; Chromadorea; Rhabditida; Trichostrongylidae.